AUGAUUUUCCGGCGAUUCUCGGCAAGAUUUCUGCCGGAUUUUUCCAGCUCAUUCAACCUCUCGCGGAAUUUCCGAUCAGAUGCGGCGCUCGAAGCCAUAGCAAAUGCGUUGGAAGAGAAAGUACCAAACUUAGUGCUAUACAACUAUCCUUCCUUCUCCGGCGCCUUUUCGGCUCUCUUCGCUCAUCUCUACCACUCUCGCCUCCGUAUUCCCUGUCUCAUCUUGCCCUUCUCUUCCGUCGUACCCUUCAGCGUUGAAGAUCUGUAUUUGGAGAGGUUCGAGAGGUGUUAUCUGCUCGAUUUUGUUGUUCCGAAAGAGUUCGCAUCCACGAUUUCCCGGAAAUCAGCUUGCGAGAUCAUAUGUUUCGAUCACCGAAAGUCAGCAUUUUCAAGGAUUGGUUUAACAAAAGAGGAUAAGAAGAGGUUUAAGAUCAAUGUUGAUAUUGAAAAGAGUAGCUCAAAGGCCGUGUAUAAAUACUUCUCAAGUAAACUCACAUAUCAAAGAUCUUCCGAGGGGGAAUCUCUAAGUUUGCUAGAUGUUGAAGACGAAAGUCGAGUUGAAUCAGUUCUUGAAUACAUUGAAGAUAUCGAUCUUCGAAGAUGGAGAUUACCAGAUAUCAAGUCUUUUAGCUUCGGACUCAAGGAUUUGCGCUCAAGGAUCAAUUGUAUCACUAACCCUUACAUGUAUGAACAGUUGUUAAGAAUAAGCUCGGCGGAUCUCAUUGCUUAUGGAAACUCAUAUUUUUCAUCUCGGCUUAUUAAUGCAAAGAAACUUCUGAAGCUGAAUAAAGCUUUCAAGAUCAGAUUGGGAAGAGGGUUCUAUGGAGAAUGCUUGGGAAUGCGAGCAGAUGGUAACCAUGAGCUAAGUGAUGAACUUGGCAAACUUCUUAGUCUACAAAGUGCUGCUUCUGGUUUGAGGCCAAUAGGAGCUGUUACAUUCAUGCAAAGGAAUAAUCUUAAAAUGUGCUUGAGAAGUACCGACGAUGUAACCGAUACAUCUGAAGUUGCUAAGGCUUAUGGAGGUGGUGGAACUUCUUGUUCAAGCUCGUUCAUCAUAAGAAUGGAUGAAUAUAAUCAAUGGAUUGCCAAUAAUCCAGCUUGA
This is a messenger RNA of Microthlaspi erraticum, 1101 nucleotides long. Lineage: Eukaryota; Viridiplantae; Streptophyta; Magnoliopsida; Brassicales; Brassicaceae. The record is from the annotation of a GenBank genome assembly.